GGUCCUACGCUAAAAGUUUGCAGUUCCCUUUCCUGAGGAAGUCUGAGGAUGUUGGACAAACUCACUCAAGUAUGGCAUUCCUAUAAGUAUCGAUUUGUUCCAUGGCUUGCCUUCAACCUUAAGGAAAGGACUGUUCGUAGUGUAACUGCAGACAAUAUGGACAAGAUCAUUUCAGAUGACUGUCUUUUAGACCAGCUGACGUCCUUAACAGCUGCUCUCCGAGGAACUCUGUUUCAUGUUGUGGUGGAAACUUCUCCAAAGCAGCGUCAGAGCGCACAUCAGAAAGCUUUGAAGAUAAUGGAAGAAGUCAUGGGAUUCCAUGUGAUCCGUGCUCCAAGCGUUGUUGGAGGUACUGGUGUGAUAGUAGUGGGGCCAAAUGAUAUUCAGGAUUCCAUGAGCACUGUUGUGAAAAAGGGACAAGUUGUUGGGCUAUAUCCAGGAGUUAUCUAUCUUCCAGUACAACCUAUUUUCUUCCAGAGCAUCGGUAAUCCUUUCAUCUUUCGCUGUGCUGAUGGUAUCUUGAUAGAUGGUCAUGAUAAGAGGAUUUCAAAGUCACUUUUCAGGUCCUGUGUUAACCGUGACCGGGUUGGAAGCUUUCCAAUUGCCGACACUUCUUGGCUGACAGAAUAUCCUUUGAAUCCUCUUAACGUCGGCCAAUACGUUAAUAAUCAAAGUAAAGGUUACCCAAGUAAUGUGGCUUACCAAGAGUUGACCAUAGACGGAAGACACAUCCACCUGCAGGAACGAUGCUUUAUCCCCAAACUUGUGGUAUUCUCCCCCAGCCCCCCAAGGAAUCCAGAGUGUGACAUUCCACUACGUGUUGUCGCUUUGAUUGCUACCAGAGAUAUCAAGUGUGGGGAAGAGCUCUUUUCAGAUUAUUUCACUAUAAUUAAGUAG
This is a messenger RNA of Macrobrachium nipponense, 897 nucleotides long. RefSeq names its product SET domain-containing protein 9-like. The coding region runs from base 49 to 897 and encodes 282 amino acids. Lineage: Eukaryota; Metazoa; Arthropoda; Malacostraca; Decapoda; Palaemonidae. The record is from RefSeq and is a predicted model, not a curated record. The transcript has 5 exons.